AUGUUAGCCGAAGACAAAGUAGACUUCAAGGGAUUCACACAAGGAAAGAUCAUUGGUGGACGAUGGAAAGUGAUUGGGAAACUUGGCGAAGGGGCAAUGGGAGCAGUCUAUAAGGUGUUGGACAAGAAUCGCAGAAAUUUUUAUGCCGCAAUGAAGGUUGAAGACGACUUAUUUGAAGGUGGUGUACUAAAAUUGGAAGUUCACGUACUUCAGCAGUUGCAAAAGAUGAAGGGUACAGUGAAGUUGUAUGAUUCUGGAAGGCGACAGAACUAUUGUUUCAUGGUGAUAACGUUGUGCGACAAAGAUUUGAUGACACUCAAACGUGAACACGGUGGAGCCUUUUCGGAAUUAACAAUUCUUCGGCUUGCAAUCAGCACACUUUUCGCUAUAAAACAGGUUCAUGAAAUCGGCUACGUUCACCGUGAUGUUAAGCCGUCGAACUGUAUGAUCGGAAAAUAUGGAAGGGAUAGGAGAAUGAUUUACCUCAUUGAUUUCGGCAUGGCGCGUUCAUUUGUUGCAAAAGAUAAGAACGGGAAGUUAGCCAUAAGAAAGCCACGUGAUGGCGACCAACUGUUUCGUGGAACUCCCAGAUACUGUAGCCUAAAUACACACCACAGAAAGGAACAGGGCCGCGUUGACGAUCUUUGGUGCUGGUUUUACACGAUCAUCGAACUGCAUGUCGGCUUACCGUGGAGAGGCCUCUCAGAUGAAAGGAAGAUUUCAACCGCCAAAGAAAACUGUUCGCCGGGAAAUUUACUUAAGGGAUGCCCAAAUGAAUUCGGCAAAAUCCACGACUAUCUGAAAACACUGAAGUAUGAGGACCGACCGGAUUACUACGGGCUUUUCAGUGAGAUCAUUGGUGGACGAUGGAAAGUGAUCGAGAAACUUGGCGAAGGAGGAAUGGGAGCAAUUUACAAGGUCGCAGACAGAAAUCGCAAGAAUUUUUUUGCCGCAAUGAAGGUUGAAAACGAGUUAUCUGAAGGUGGUGUGCUAAAACUAGAAGUUCAUCUACUUCAGAAACUGCAAAAGAUGAAGGGCACAAUGAAGUUGUACGACUCUGGAAACAGACGCAGAUAUUGUUUCAUGGUGAUGACGCUGUGCGACAAAGAUUUGAUGACUUUGAGACGUGAAUAUGGAGGUAGACCUUUUUCGGAAUCGACUACUCUCCGGAUUGCAAUCAGCACAUUGCACGCCAUAAAACAGCUUCACGAGAUCGGCUAUAUUCAUCGCGAUAUCAAGCCUGGAAACUUCAUGAUCGGCAAAUUUGGAAGAGAUAGAAGAACGGUCUACCUCAUCGACUUUGGUGAUUUCUCUGGCAUGGUGCGUUCUUUCGUUGGAAGAGAUGAGAAAGGGAGUUUGGCCAUCAAGAAACCUCGUAGUGGAAAUCAGUUAUUUCGUGGCACUCCUAGAUACUGUAGCUUGAAUACACAUUACGGGAAAGAGCAGGCUAGAAUGUUUCUAUUUUUACUUAAAACGAACGAAUUUUUAAAAAUAUGCUACGGACAGGGUCGUGUUGACGACCUUUGGUGCUGGCUCCACACGGUCAUCGAAUUACGCACCGUUCUACCAUGGUGGCAUCUCACCAACGAAAGGGAGAUAAUGGUCGCCAAAGAGAAUUGCUCGCCGCAAGUUUUGCUUGAGGUUCUGUAUCGGAUCGAUCCAAAUUUCACCAAAUUGGUUCCAGUGUUCUUCAAGCAAACAGCUCUUCAGACGUGUCCAACCGAAUUCUUCAAAAUCCGUCAGUAUCUAGAAACACUCAAGUACGAGGACCGACCAGAUUACCACGGACUUUUUAGUGAGUGCGCGGCAGGCCUUAAACGGGUGAACGGCUCUUUCCUCGAUCCUUAUGAAUGGGAAGGACCCGAGGAAGAUGUCUGUACUGCAUUAUCAAUCUCAGAGAGUUGCAAGAAUGGGAAACCGCUCAGUAAAGCGAAGCUCGCUAUCAAGAUUUAUCCAUUUGCAUCAGCAGCUGCUUUCAAACAGAAUAUACUUAAGUUAUAA
Molecule: messenger RNA, 2001 nt
Organism: Angiostrongylus costaricensis
Lineage: Eukaryota; Metazoa; Nematoda; Chromadorea; Rhabditida; Metastrongylidae
Source: the annotation of a GenBank genome assembly